Rhododendron vialii is the source of this 2189-nucleotide messenger RNA. RefSeq names its product protein IQ-domain 26-like. The coding region runs from base 765 to 1943 and encodes 392 amino acids. Lineage: Eukaryota; Viridiplantae; Streptophyta; Magnoliopsida; Ericales; Ericaceae. The transcript has 5 exons. The record is from RefSeq and is a predicted model, not a curated record. Gene Ontology annotation, molecular function: protein binding.
UUGUCCUUGUCUCUUCCAUAUACGACCCAGACCUUCCCUCAUACCUACUGGUUCCCACCGUUUUCAAUUUUGUUCAACAAGCAAAUAUUACCAGUAAAUAUCUCAGAGAUUUUCUGCGCAAGCAAAAUGUGCCAGAGAUUCCUGAGCGAAUCUCACGAAAUUAAAUGAAAAUUUUUUCUCAUCCGGAAGAUUUCUCUGCUCUGCGACAUAACAGUCCUUUUCGGAUGGUACAAUAUGUGCUUUAAUGAGAGAGAGAGAGAGAGAGAGAGAGAGAGAGGAAUCAGAGGGAUUAUUUCUCUGAGACCCAUAUCGCAAUUUGUUUUCUUCUGACUGGGAAUUCAAUAAAAGAGUGAUCUUUUAUCAGUUUUGAGGGGAGACAGAGAAGGUGUGAGAUGGGUUUUGUUUUAGAGAGAGAAAUGGAGAUGGGUUUAGAUAGAGAAACGUGAAAAAAAAGAAGAAGAAAAGAAAUGGUUUUUUCAUACUCAAAAGAGAUUCACGAGAUAGAGUGUCAGCCGCUGAGGACCCAGUUGGCCGGGCAUCUUUCAUACUACACGCCGCUCCAGAAAGAGAGGCAGUGAAAGAAAGUGUAAAAUUUAGAGAGAGAGAGAGAGAGAGAGCGGGAAGUAAAGGUAUUUUGUGAGUUUCUAAUUGGAGAGAGUAGGCAUUGAGUACUUUUUUGAAUUCAAGGAGGGAUUUACUGCACACCACCGCUCUGUUUCUUCUCUCUCUAGCCUCUCCAGUCAAUAGUUUUAGAGAGAGAGGAGAUGGGGAAAGCAACAAGGUGGUUCAAGGGCUUGUUGGGUAUGAAGAAAGAGAAGGAAUCACCGGAGAUUUCAAGCUCCGGUGACAGGAAAGAUAAAAAGCGGUGGAGCUUCGCUAAGUCGAGUAAGAUACCGUUGAAUAUUCAGGCCAACGCUCCAGCGACCGAAGCUGGUUGGUUGAGAUCUUACAUUUCUGAGUCGGAGAAGGAGCAGAACAAUCACGCAAUUGCCGUGGCCGCGGCGACCGCGGCAGCUGCCGACGCCGCCGUGGCCGCGGCGCAUGCCGCGGUGGCUGUUGUAAGGCUCACUAGCCAAAACAGAGGAAACAGAGGAACUCUGUUUUGUCGUGGGAGUGAGAAGUGGGCUGCAAUCAGGAUUCAGUCUGUUUUUAGAGGUUAUUUGGCCAGAAAAGCCCUUCGAGCACUUAAAGGCCUAGUGAAAAUACAAGCACUUGUUAGGGGCUACCUCGUCCGAAAACGAGCCGCCGCAACUCUCCACAGCAUGCACGCCCUUAUUCGAGCUCAGGCAUCGGUCCGAUCCCAGAGAGCUCUUCGUUUGCUCAACAAAAGUAGCCGAUUCGCCCCCGAAAAUCGUGCUCGAAGAUCCACGGAAAGAUUCGAUGAAACGAGGAGCGAAUUCCAUAGCAAGAGGCUAUCGGUUGAAAAUGCGCUAAACGCUUACGAGGGAAGUCCGAAAAUUGUUGAGGUUGAUACCUACAGGCCUAGAUCAAGAUCAAGGCGAAUCUCGGAUUCCGGUGAAGACUCAUAUUACCAAUACUUCUCUUCCUCUUUCCCAUGUCCUGUUCCCACUCGUAUAUCCGUCCCCGAUUGCAGAAACCUUCACCACUACGAAUGGAGCUUCACGGGCGACGAGUUCAAAUGCUGCACCGCGCAAAGCACCCCUCGCUUCGCCAACUCCACCAGGUCCAACGCGCCGGUAACGCCGGCCAAGAGCUCGUGCGGGGAAGGAUUCUUCCGGUCUUACUCCAACUGCCCCAACUACAUGUCGAACACCCAAUCGUUCAGGGCGAAGGUGAGGUCCCAGAGCGCGCCGAAGCAGAGGCCCGAGCCGGGGUCCAAGAAGAGGCUUUCGCUGAACGAAAUAAUGGAGUCGAGGGCGAGCUUGAGCGGCGUAAGGAUGCAGAGGUCCUGCACUCAAGUUCAAGAGGAUUUAGAAUUUUGAGAAGUUUGGUUUUUCAGCUUGUGUUUGAUAGGAAAUUUGAGAGAUGGUUUGAGGAGGGUGGAUGGAAACAUAGCAGUAGGGUCCUACUAGUAGUUCUUUGAGCCUUUUUCUUUUUUACUCUGUUGUUUAUGGUGGAGAAUCAAUAGGAGGAUAGAACAGAGUGGUUGUUUGUGAAUAUUCUUCCAAUAGUGUCUGAUCAAGUCAAUCAAUGCUUUUAUCAAUGAAAUUAUUGAGAGUUUUUUAAAA